Molecule: messenger RNA, 2064 nt
Organism: Sesamum indicum (sesame)
Lineage: Eukaryota; Viridiplantae; Streptophyta; Magnoliopsida; Lamiales; Pedaliaceae
Source: RefSeq, a predicted model, not a curated record
UGCUUCAUCGAUCACUCCUCACGUUGUUUCUUUCUAGUCUUUAGUGUAGUCUCAAUCUUGGAGAUGGAGUUUCGGGCCAAGAGUGAUUUUUUGGUUUUCUUGCUAUGCUGUUUAGCGUUGUUCAAUAUUAAUUGCGUCGAAGCAUCCCAUGAGGUUUUCCUCAACCUUCAAUCCCUGUCCCUGCCUGCACCUCUUAAUCAUGUCUACCACCUUCACAGAACUCGUUAUCAUUUUCAACCCCGCAAAAAUUGGAUUAAUGAUCCAAAUGGACCAAUGUAUUACAAUGGAAUCUAUCACCUGUUUUAUCAGUACAAUCCGAAAGGUGCUGUGUGGGGCAAUAUUGUUUGGGCUCAUUCAGUCUCAAAGGAUUUGGUUAACUGGAAAAAAUUAGAACAUGCCAUUUACCCGUCAAAGCCAUUUGAUCAGUAUGGUUGUUGGUCAGGCUCGGCCACAGUCCUCCCUGGAAACAAGCCCGUUAUUCUAUACACUGGAAUUGUCGAUGAUAAACAAACACAGGUCCAAAACUAUGCUGUUCCAGCCAACUUAUCAGACCCAUAUCUCCGUCUGUGGAUCAAGCCUGACAACAACCCAUUGAUCGUCGCGGAUAAUUGGGUUAACAAGACAGCAUUCCGUGAUCCAACAACAGCUUGGUUUGGCAAAGAUGGAAAGUGGAGAGUUACUAUUGGCGGAGUGUGGAGAGUUACUAUUGGCGGCAGGAGAAAGCACAGAGGGAUUGCAUAUUUGUAUAGGAGUAAGGAUUUCAUGCGCUGGACCAAGGCUAAGCAUCCAUUGCAUUCGGCUGCUGGGACUGGCAAUUGGGAAUGCCCUGAUUUCUUCCCUGUACAAGUUAAUGGCAAAAAUGGGCUGGACACUUCUGUUACAGGCCGUAAUGUGAAAUAUGUGUUCAAGGUCAGCCUUGAUGUCACCAGAUAUGAGUAUUACACCAUAGGUACAUACGACAUUAAAAAAGAUAAGUACAUUCCCGAGAAAGACAUGAUAGAUGGUUGGAAUGGGUUGAGGUAUGACUACGGUAACUUCUAUGCAUCAAAAUCGUUCUUCGACCCUGGCAAGAAUAGGAGGAUCUUGUGGGGUUGGGCAAAUGAAUCUGAUACUACUGACAAUGAUGUCAAGAAGGGUUGGGCUGGUAUCCAGCUUAUCCCACGUACGGUUGUGCUUGAUCCUAGUGGCAAACAGUUGUUGCAAUGGCCGGUUGAGGAAUUAGAAACUCUAAGAGGGAAGAAGGUGGAAUUGAGCAACCAGAAUCUCAAUAAGGGAGAAAAGAUUGAAAUCAAAGGAAUAACAGCAGCGCAGUCCGACGUUGAUGUAACCUUCUCAUUCAACAGCUUGGACAAGGCUGAGACCUUUGAUCCGAGCUGGGAUAGAUAUGAUGCGCAAAAGCUUUGCAGCCAAAAGGGGUCAACAGUUGAAGGUGGAUUAGGACCAUUUGGGCUGUUGACAUUGGCUUCAGAAAACCUGGAAGAAUACACCCCCGUGUUCUUUAGAGUUUUCAAGGCUCAAGACAAGCACCUAGUUCUUAUGUGCUCAGAUGCAUCAAGGUCCACAUUAAUGAAUGGAAACUCUUCCAUGAAGGACGGGAAGGACGCAUAUAGACCAUCAUUUGCAGGAUUCGUAAAUGUGGACUUGAACGAUAAGAAGCUCUCUCUCAGGAGUUUGAUUGAUCACUCUGUUGUGGAGAGCUUUGGGGCCGGAGGAAGAACUUGCAUUACAUCUCGGGUCUAUCCAAUUCUAGCAGUUUGUGACAAAGCACAUCUAUACGCAUUCAACAAUGGCACUGAGACUGUUAAAAUUGACACUUUGAAAGCCUGGAGCAUGAAUAGGCCUAAGGAGAUGAACCACUAAGAGAGAAGCUGUAAUGGUUUAUUUCGACAACCUAUGUAAACUACUUAUUAGUGAUUGUGAACUAUAUAUAGCACCAAUUUCAUUAAGCAAAAAACAAUGUCGUUCUAAGAAAUGAAGGGAUGUAUUAUAUCUUAGCUUCAAAUAAUAGCAUACCAUCCACCAGCAAUCUCUGCAAUAAAAAUCACAGCUUUCAUUAUCGCAUCA